AUGAACGUAUUCCGUCGCGGCAUGGCUUCAGCAUCCUCUUUACGCCAGGCCGGCAAGGUCGUCUGUAUCGGGCGCAACUAUGCCGACCACAUCACCGAGUUGAACAGCGCUAGGCCCAAGCAGCCGUUCUUCUUCCUGAAGCCGACGUCGUCCAUCCUGCUGCCGGGAGCCGGUCCCGUGAUUCGGCCCAGGGGCAUCAACCUUCACUAUGAGGUCGAACUGGCCCUGAUCAUCGGCAAGCAAGUGAAGGAUCUCCAGGCAGACGAUGAGCAGGGUGCCAUGGAUGCCAUUGAGAGCUACGCUCUGAGCAUCGACAUGACCGCGCGCAAUACGCAAAACGAGGCCAAAAAGAAGGGCCUCCCCUGGUCCAUCGCGAAGGGAUUUGACACCUUCCUGCCCAUGAGCAACAUCAUCCCGAAAUCGGCCAUUCCCAACCCGCACUCCAUUGAGCUGUACCUGACCGUCGACAACGAGGUCAGGCAGUCGGACUCCACCGAGCUCAUGCUGUUCCAGAUCCCCAGGAUGCUGAGCGACAUCUCCAAGGUCAUGUCUCUGGAGAAGGGCGACAUCAUCCUGACUGGUACGCCCAAGGGCGUGGGACCCGUCGUACCGGGUGAUGUCAUGCGGGCCGGUAUCAAGGUCGAUGGCAAGGAGCUCGAGGAGGGCAAGAUUGAGGUGAACAUCGAGGAGUCGACUAGCUCGUACUCGUACGCUGAGACCUAA
Anthostomella pinea is the source of this 723-nucleotide messenger RNA. The record is from the annotation of a GenBank genome assembly. NCBI's taxonomy places the organism in Eukaryota, Fungi, Ascomycota, Sordariomycetes, Xylariales, Xylariaceae.